AUGGGGACCGAGCGCAAGCGUAAGAUCAGCCUCUUUGACGUUCCGCCGGAGACGAGCCGUCAGAAGGUGGACGGAUUCGCAGAUGCGACGUCGGCGGCGGCGGCUGUUAUCGCCGCGGCGUCGGCGAAUGUAAUGGCCGCGGCGGCGGUGACGACGAUAAACCCGUAUAACGGCCGGCCGUACACGCAGCGGUAUUUCGACAUUCUCGAGAAGCGGAAAACGCUGCCGGUGUGGCAGCAGAAGCAGGAAUUCGUGGAUCUGUUGAAGAAACAGCAGAUCAUCGUGCUCGUGGGAGAGACGGGUAGCGGGAAAACCACGCAGAUUCCGCAAUUCGUGGUGGAGUGUCUCAACGCGACGAACAAGAAGCAGGUGGCGUGCACGCAGCCGCGACGAGUGGCGGCGAUGUCGGUGUCGCGGCGAGUGGCGGACGAGAUGGACGUGACCAUCGGCGAGGAGGUGGGCUACUCCAUCCGAUUCGAGGACUGCAGCGGUCCCAAAACCAGCCUCAAAUACCUCACGGAUGGUAUGCUGUUGAGAGAGGCCAUGGCCGAUCCCCUGUUGGAGAGGUACAAGGCGAUCAUUCUGGACGAGGCGCACGAGCGCACGCUGGCGACGGACGUGCUGUUUGGGCUGCUCAAGGCCGUGCUGGAGCACCGGAAAGACCUCAAGCUCGUCGUCAUGAGCGCCACUCUCGAGGCCGAGAAGUUUCAGGGCUACUUCCACGGCGCGCCCCUCAUGAAGGUCCCCGGCAGGCUGCACCCCGUCGAGAUUUUCUACACUCAGGAGCCAGAGCGGGACUACCUAGAAGCAGCCAUUCGCACGGUGGUGCAGAUCCACAUGUGUGAGCCGCCGGGGGACAUUCUCGUGUUCCUCACGGGGGAGGAGGAGAUUGAGGACGCGUGCAAGAAGAUUGCCCGUGAGGUGCAGAACAUGGGCGACCAGGUGGGGCCCGUCAAGGUCGUCCCGCUCUACUCCACUCUGCCGCCCGCCAUGCAGCAGAAAAUCUUCGACGCUGCCCCGCCGCCCGUGAAAGAAGGCGGGCCGCCCGGCCGAAAAAUCGUCAUUUCCACAAACAUCGCGGAAACCUCCCUCACGAUCGACGGAAUCGUCUACGUCAUCGACCCGGGUUUCUCCAAACAGAAGGUCUAUAACCCGAGGAUUCGAGUCGAGUCGCUCCUAGUCUCCCCGAUCUCCAAAGCCUCGGCGCACCAGCGGGCGGGUCGAGCCGGCCGAACGCAGCCCGGGAAAUGCUUCCGCCUCUACACGGAACGCUCCUUCCAAAAAGACCUCCAGGAGCAAACCUACCCGGAAAUCCUCCGAUCGAACCUUGCCAACGUCGUGCUAACCCUAAAAAAGCUCGGAAUUGACGAUCUCGUGCACUUUGACUUCAUGGAUCCGCCCGCCCCGGAGACCCUGAUGAGAGCGCUGGAGCUGCUGAACUACCUGGGCGCGCUGGACGAUGAGGGGAAUCUGACCAAGCUGGGCGAGCUCAUGAGCGAGUUUCCAUUGGACCCGCAGCUCUCCAAGAUGCUCGUUGUGUCCCCCGACUACAACUGCUCCAAUGAGAUCCUCUCGAUUACCGCCAUGCUCUCAGUGCCCAACUGCUUCAUUCGCCCGCGGGAGGCGCAGAAGCAGGCGGACGAGGCCAAGGCGCGCUUCUCCCACGAAGACGGCGACCACCUCACUCUCCUCAACGUUUUCCACGCCUACAAGCAGAACGGCGAAGACGCUAGCUGGUGCUACGACAACUUCGUCAACGCCCGGGCCCUCAAGGCGGCGGACAACGUGCGCAACCAGCUGGUGCGGAUUAUGAUGCGCUACGGGCUCAAGAUGUGCUCCACGGCGUUUGAGUCGUCCGCCUACUACCCCAACAUUCGCAAGGCUCUCUUGGCCGGAUUCUUCAUGCAGGUGGCGCAUUUGGAGAGGACAGGGCACUAUCUGACAGUCAAGGACAAUCAGAUCGUGCACCUGCAUCCGUCAACAGGGCUGUCCCACAAGCCAGAGUGGGUGAUCUACAACGAGUUUGUGCUCACCACCCGGAACUUCAUCCGCGUUGUCACCGACGUCAAGGGCGACUGGCUACUGGACAUUGCUCCGCAUUACUACGACUUGGCCAACUUCCCUCAGUGCGAGGCGCGACGAGUGCUGGAGCGCAUCGUGCUCGUGCGCAACCGGGACAGAGUCGAGGCAGCUAAAAAGGGGGAUAGCUAG
Closterium sp. NIES-65 is the source of this 2211-nucleotide messenger RNA. NCBI's taxonomy places the organism in Eukaryota, Viridiplantae, Streptophyta, Zygnematophyceae, Desmidiales, Closteriaceae. The record is from the annotation of a GenBank genome assembly.